Molecule: messenger RNA, 4419 nt
Organism: Puma concolor (puma)
Lineage: Eukaryota; Metazoa; Chordata; Mammalia; Carnivora; Felidae
Source: RefSeq, a predicted model, not a curated record
AUGGCGCCGCUCCUGGGCCGCAAGCCCUUCCCGCUGGUGAAGCCGCUUCCCGGCGAGGAGCCGCUCUUCACCAUCGCAGAGUAUGAGGCCCGCCUGGAAAGGUACAGUGAGCGCAUUUGGACCUGUAAGAGUACCGGAAGCAGUCAGCUAACACACAAGGAGGCCUGGGAGGAGGAACAGGAAGUUGCUGAACUUUUGAAGGAAGAGUUCCCUGCCUGGUACGAGAAACUUGUUCUGGAAAUGGUUCACCAUAACACAGCCUCUCUAGAGAAGUUAGUAGAUACUGCUUGGUUGGAGAUCAUGACCAAAUAUGCUGUGGGAGAAGAGUGUGAUUUUGAGGUUGGGAAGGAAAAAAUGCUCAAGGUGAGGAUUGUGAAGAUUCAUCCUUUGGAGAAAGUGGAUGAAGAGGCCACUGAGAAGAAAUCAGACGGUGCCUGUGAUUCUCCCUCAAGUGACAAAGAGAAUUCUAGCCAAAUUGCUCAGGAUCAUCAGAAGAAGGAGCCAGUUGUAAAAGAGGAUGAAGGAAGGAGAGAGAGUAUUAAUGACAGAGCACGUAGAUCUCCACGAAAACUCCCUACUUCAUUAAAAAAAGGAGAAAGGAAAUGGGCUCCGCCAAAAUUUUUGCCUCACAAAUAUGAUGUGAAAUUACAAAAUGAAGAUAAGAUCAUCAGUAAUGUGCCAGCAGACAGCUUGAUUCGUACAGAACGCCCACCAAAUAAGGAGAUACUUCGAUACUUUAUACGGCAUAACGCAUUACGGGCUGGUACUGGUGAAAAUGCACCAUGGGUGGUAGAAGACGAAUUGGUGAAGAAAUAUUCCCUGCCUAGCAAGUUCAGUGACUUUUUACUUGAUCCAUACAAGUACAUGACUCUCAACCCUUCUACUAAGAGGAAGAAUACUGGAUCCCCAGAUAGGAAGCCUUCAAAAAAAUCCAAGACCGACAACUCUUCUCUGAGUUCACCCCUAAAUCCCAAGUUAUGGUGUCACGUACAUUUGAAGAAAUCCUUGAAUGGCUCACCACUCAAAGUGAAGAACUCAAAGAAUUCCAAGUCUCCAGAAGAACAUCUGGAAGAAGUGAUGAAGAUGAUGUCACCCAACAAGCUACACGCCAACUUUCACAUUCCUAAGAAAGGCCCACCUGCCAAGAAAUCAGGGAAGCAUAGUGACAAACCUUUGAAAGUGAAGGGUAGAAGCAAAGGCAUCCUUAAUGGACAGAAAUCCACAGGUAAUUCCAAAUCUCCUAAAAAGGGCUUGAAGACUCCUAAAACCAAAAUGAAGCAGAUGACUUUGUUGGAUAUGGCCAAGGGCACUCAGAAGAUGACCCGAGCCCCACGGAAUUCUGGGGGUACACCCAGGUCUUCUAGUAAACCCCACAAACAUCUGCCUCCUGCUGCCCUACACCUUAUUGCCUACUACAAAGAAAACAAAGACAGGGAGGACAAGAAGAGCGCCCUGUCCUGUGUUAUCUCCAAAACAGCUCGUCUGCUCUCCAGCGAAGAUAGAGCUCGUCUCCCAGAAGAGCUGCGAAGUAUUGUUCAAAAACGCUUUGAGCUUCUAGAACAUAAAAAGCGGUGGGCCUCUAUGUCUGAAGAGCAGCGCAAAGAAUAUUUGAAAAAGAAACGAGAGGAGCUGAAAGAAAAGUUGAAGGAGAAAGCCAAGGAGAGGAGAGAGAAAGAAAUGCUUGAGAAACUGGAAAAGCAGAAGAGGUACGAGGACCAAGAGUUAACUGGCAAAAGCCUUCCGGCGUUUAGGUUGGUGGAUACCCCCGAAGGGCUGCCCAACACACUGUUUGGGGACGUGGCCAUGGUGGUGGAGUUCUUGAGCUGUUACUCUGGGCUACUCUUACCAGAUGCUCAGUAUCCUAUUACUGCUGUGUCCCUCAUGGAAGCCUUGAGUGCAGAAAAAGGUGGCUUUUUAUAUCUGAAUAGAGUGUUGGUCAUCCUCUUACAGACCUUAUUGCAAGAUGAAAUAGCAGAAGACUAUGGCGAAUUGGGAAUGAAGCUGUCAGAAAUCCCUCUGACCCUACAUUCUGUCUCGGAGCUGGUGCGGCUCUGCUUGCGCAAAUCUGACGUUCAGGAAGAAAGCGAGGGCUCAGACACGGACGACAAUAAAGAUUCAGCACCAUUUGAGGAUAAUGAAGUACAAGAUGAGUUCCUAGAGAAGCUGGAGACCUCGGAGUUUUUUGAACUGACGUCAGAAGAGAAGCUCCAGAUCUUGACGGCCCUCUGCCACCGCAUCCUCAUGACGUACUCGGUGCAAGACCACAUGGAAACCAGACAGCAGAUGUCUGCAGAGUUGUGGAAAGAGCGGCUUGCUGUACUGAAGGAAGAGAAUGAUAAGAAGAGAGCAGAGAAACAGAAAAGGAAAGAAAUGGAAGCCAGAAACAAGGAAAAUGGAAAAGAGGAGAAUGGGCUGGGCAAAACUGAUAGGAAAAAAGAGGUGGUGAAGUUUGAACCCCAGGUAGAUGUGGGAGCUGAAGACAUGAUUAGCGCGGUGAAGAGCAGGCGGCUGCUCGCCAUCCAGGCUAAGAAGGAGCGGGAGAUCCAGGAGAGAGAAAUGAAAGUGAAACUAGAACGUGAAGCUGAAGAAGAACGAAUACGAAAGCACAAAGCAGCUGCUGAGAAGGCUUUCCAGGAAGGAAUUGCCAAGGCAAAGCUGGUCAUGCGCAGGACUCCUAUUGGUACAGAUCGAAACCAUAACAGAUACUGGCUCUUCUCAGAUGAAGUUCCAGGAUUGUUCAUUGAAAAAGGCUGGGUACAUGACAGCAUCGACUACCGAUUCAAUCACCGCAAAGACCGUGCGGACUCUCCUGAUGAGGAUUACUAUCCCCGAAGUAAGAAAGCAAACCUAGGCAAAAACGUAAGCAUGAACGUACAAUCUGGCCCAUCAGCAGAAGUUGCUGUGGAGACCACCAUACCCAAACAAGGACAGAAUCUAUGGUUUUUAUGUGAUAGUCAGAAGGAACUGGAUGAGUUGCUAAACUGCCUUCACCCUCAGGGAAUAAGAGAAAGUCAACUUAAAGAGAGACUGGAGAAGAGGUACCAGGACAUUAUUCAUUCUAUUCAUCUGGCCCGGAAGCCAAAUUUGGGUCUAAAAUCCUGUGAUGGCAACCAGGAGCUUUUAAACUUUCUUCGUAGUGAUCUCAUUGAAGUUGCAACAAGGUUACAAAAGGGGGGACUUGGUUAUGUGGAAGAAACAUCAGAAUUUGAAGCUCGGGUGAUCUCAUUAGAGAAACUGAAGGAUUUUGGUGAGUGUGUGAUUGCCCUACAAGCCAGUGUCAUAAAGAAGUUUCUCCAAGGCUUCAUGGCUCCCAAACAAAAGAGAAGAAAACUCCAAAGCGAAGAUUCAGCAAAGACAGAAGAGGUGGAUGAAGAGAAGAAAAUGGCAGAGGAAGCAAAGGUUGCGUCUGCUCUGGAGAAAUGGAAGACAGCAAUCCGUGAAGCUCAGACUUUUUCCAGAAUGCAUGUUCUACUUGGGAUGCUUGAUGCCUGUAUCAAGUGGGAUAUGUCAGCAGAAAAUGCUAGAUGCAAAGUUUGUCGAAAGAAAGGUGAGGAUGACAAACUGAUCUUGUGUGAUGAAUGUAACAAAGCCUUCCACCUGUUUUGUCUGAGGCCAGCCCUCUAUGAGGUGCCAGAUGGUGAGUGGCAGUGCCCCGCUUGCCAGCCUGCUACUGCCAGGCGCAACUCCCGUGGCAGGAAUUACACUGAAGAGUCUGCCUCUGAGGACAGUGAAGAUGAUGAGAGCAAUGAAGAGGAGGAAGAGGAGGAGGAGGAGGAGGAGGAGGAAGAUUAUGAGGUGGCUGGUUUGCGAUUGAGACCUCGAAAGACUGUCCGGGGCAAGCAUGGUGUCAUCCCUCCUGCAGCGAGGCCAGGACGACGGCCAGGCAAGAAGCCUCAUCCUGCUAGGAAGUCUCGGCCGAAGGUACCACCUGUGGAUGACGCUGAGGUGGAGGAGCUGGUACUCCAGACCAAGCGGAGCUCCCGGAGGCAAAGCCUGGAGUUGCAGAAGUGUGAAGAGAUCCUCCACAAGAUUGUGAAGUACCGCUUCAGCUGGCCUUUCAGGGAGCCGGUGACCAGAGACGAGGCCGAGGAUUACUAUGAUGUCAUCACCCACCCCAUGGACUUCCAGACAAUGCAGAACAAAUGUUCCUGUGGGAGCUACCGCUCUGUGCAGGAGUUUCUUACUGACAUGAAGCAAGUGUUUACCAAUGCUGAGCUCUACAACUGCCGGGGCAGCCAUGUGCUAAACUGUAUGGUGAAGACAGAACAGUGUCUGGUGGCUCUGUUGCAUAAACACCUUCCUGGCCACCCAUAUGUCCGCAGGAAACGCAAGAAGUUUCCCGAUCGGCUUGCUGAAGAUGAAGGGGACAGUGAGUCAGAGCCCAUUGGACAGUCCAGGGGACGAAGGCAGAAGAAAUAG